GAGACCAACAUGGGUCACCAGCAGCUCUACUGGAGACAUCUGAGAAAAUUUGUCCAGGGUUCUCAUUCUUACCGGGUCUGCUCAAACCAGCAGAGUCUAAUUUGGAAAUAUGGCCUCAAUAUGUGCCGUCAGUGCUUCUUCCAGUACACAAAAAACAUGGACUUCGUUAAAUGA
This is a messenger RNA of Cervus elaphus (red deer), 174 nucleotides long. RefSeq names its product 40S ribosomal protein S29-like. Gene Ontology annotation, molecular function: structural constituent of ribosome; zinc ion binding. NCBI's taxonomy places the organism in Eukaryota, Metazoa, Chordata, Mammalia, Artiodactyla, Cervidae. The record is from RefSeq and is a predicted model, not a curated record. The coding region runs from base 10 to 174 and encodes 54 amino acids. Gene Ontology annotation, cellular component: cytosolic small ribosomal subunit. The transcript has a single exon.